Messenger RNA from Lineus longissimus, 1478 nucleotides. RefSeq names its product complex I assembly factor TIMMDC1, mitochondrial-like. NCBI's taxonomy places the organism in Eukaryota, Metazoa, Nemertea, Pilidiophora, Heteronemertea, Lineidae. Gene Ontology annotation, cellular component: mitochondrion. The coding region runs from base 94 to 1206 and encodes 370 amino acids. The record is from RefSeq and is a predicted model, not a curated record. The transcript is spliced from 8 exons.
GCAGCCUCCAUGUAAAAAAAAUCGGAUGAAAUUAUUCGGGAAAAACACUAUAUUAUCUAUUAUUGCGUCCCGAUCAAAUUCCGAUGGUGGCUGAUGACAAGGAAAAACAUAUUGGUCAAUUAUAAAGUCUACUUUAAUUUAUGGUAUUGUGAUAUUUUGCUGGAAAAUGACUUUUCUUUCAACUAUGUAAAUUUACACACACUGCCACUUAUACCUAUGCAUGAAAAUCAAUAUCCCACAAUUAACAGGAUGGAUCCAGACUCUUUGCUGAAAUUUGUUGGUAACCAUGGAAACCAUAGCAUAUUUGGUGGGUGGAGAUCCAUAGGAACCAAUGGUGGCCUUACAGGUUCAAGAUUCAGAAGACGAUUGAGGUUUCCUGUUGUUGAAGCACAAGAAGCAAGUAAACAAACUGUUGAAAGGAAGACUUCAUUUGUCGAGGCUGGCAUAAAUAAAGCACAUGAUGAAGAGACUCUGGUUCCAUCUCAAAGUAUGAAGAAAGUUUUACAAAACAAUCCAACAGACUAUAGAGCUUUGAUGGAGACAAGUGCCAAUCUUGUAUCGAAGGAGGAGAUCUUAGAUUAUAUCAACAAGGAGACUGGAAGAGAGAGGCUUCAGCAACUCUUUGGGAAGGAUGUUGAAGGUCGGAGAUCUCAAGAAAUGUACAUGGUGAUCGGAGGCAUUCUACAGGCUGGGUUGUUCGGUGCAGUGGUGGCUGGCUUUAUUGGUGCCAGAGUUGCUAAAGAGAGAUAUGUGAAAAAACACUACGCAGCACAAUUUGAGACCAAGUUCUUUGGGAUACGUGGUCAUCUCGAUGCUAUGGUCAUUGGAGCUAUAGGCUUUGGUGCCAAGUGGGCCCUGAGGUUAAGUGUCUUCACAGGCACUUUUUUAUUAAUAUCUCAAUCAGUUUCUGUGUAUAGGAAUAAAACGGGUGUCGUAGAAUACACAUUAGCAGGGGGUAUGACUGGAGCACUGUUCAGAAUGAACAUGGGUCUGCGGGGAAUGUUUGCGGCUGGCAUUCUAGGAACUACAUUUGGGACGAUUGCUGGUUUAUUGGCGUGGGGCACAUCAGAAGCCACUGGAGAGUCUCAACAGGCAAAACACUAUCAAUAUGUCCAUGAACAACUCGUAGAAAAAAAGAAAUACAAAAAUGUAAUGGAAGCAGCAGCGAAAGAGAACUUUGCGUAUCUUCCUCCAUCCCCCAGCUAGCUCUCUUCUUGCAUGAAUGAACAAAGCCCUCUGUGAACAAUGACUGUGUCGGUGAAUUGUAUAUUCCACUUUGGAAUCAUGGAGUUACAUCAGGAGAAAAGAAGUCUCCUCAGGUCUUCAAGCUUCUUUUCAAAAUUGGACCAUUUAUAACUUGAAUGACUUGUGAGAGAACUAUAAAGCAAAUCAAGUCUGAAAGUUGAGAGUGUCAGUUUGUUGAGCUCCUUGACCAGAUGGCAAGUUGUGAUAUAUGAAAAUAAAAGAAAUGAAAUCGA